CAGCUUGCCACAUUCCUGCUGCUCAGUUCAUGACAUCUCAACAAGAAAAUGGUUUCCGGAGUUUUCAUGCUUGGCGUUUUUGCUGUUGUGUUUAUUAAGUUUGAUGUUUUGAAUGGAUAUGUCGUUGGAACAGUUGUGGGAUGUUAUGUCGACGAGAAGUUUUACAAAACCGGGGAAACUUUUAAAGUUUCUAAUUGUUUAAAAUACAAAUGUAAUAACGAUGGAACAAUCACUUUGGUUGAAGGGGCUUGCGAUGUAAACGGGGUCUGCUACAAAACAGGAACACAGUUUGAGAAUUCCUGUUCUACUUACAGUUGUUCUAUGAAAAAGGAAAACGAAAAUACCCUAUUCUCAGUAGAUUUGGCGGUUGCCGGAUGCCACGACGCCAACGGAAAGUGUCACAAGACAGGUGAGGUCUUCCCUUCUGUAAUGUACGGUGUACAGUACAAAAAAUGUUCGUGCAUAUUGGAAGGAAAAGUGAUCUCCAUUACCUGUUCUAGAUGAAGUUGUCAUGUGAUGUAUUCUGUAAGCUACAGCAACAUUGCGAUAUUCAAUUUUAACUGGGAUAACUUGAAAUAAAAUAAAAUUGUAUUGUCUAUUGAACUUUUUCUUUUAUUUGGCCAUCGUUUUUAUUAUGAUAUUAUUAUGAUAUUAUGAUAAAUUAUGAUAUUAUGAUAAAUGAUAAACCGUAACCGGAAUUGUUCUUGUGUUUUGGGAGGAGGAAAGAUCAAUUUUGCAUGUCCUGACGCAAGUAGUUACUUCGGCUUCUCUAUAUGGUACAACGACAACAUUUUGAAUGUCAAUAUGAGGCAGGCUUACUGGAAAUAAAACAAAACUGUA
This is a messenger RNA of Physella acuta, 840 nucleotides long. RefSeq lists its product as uncharacterized. NCBI's taxonomy places the organism in Eukaryota, Metazoa, Mollusca, Gastropoda, Physidae. The record is from RefSeq and is a predicted model, not a curated record.